This is a messenger RNA of Aspergillus chevalieri, 1644 nucleotides long. RefSeq lists its product as uncharacterized. The coding region runs from base 1 to 1644 and encodes 547 amino acids. The record is from RefSeq and is a predicted model, not a curated record. Gene Ontology annotation, biological process: secondary metabolic process. The transcript has 6 exons. Lineage: Eukaryota; Fungi; Ascomycota; Eurotiomycetes; Eurotiales; Aspergillaceae. Gene Ontology annotation, molecular function: CoA-ligase activity.
AUGGCAGACAUUAUAACCGGCCCUACCAUCCCUAUUCCAGAAACCGACUAUCUUUCUUACGUUUUCAACGGUCCAUACGACGAAAAAAAGGCAUGGCCAUCAACCGAGCCAAUCCUGGUAUCGACUGAGGAGUCAGACCCUUCUUACACCAUCAACGACAUCAAAGACUUUGUCAAGCGCCUAGGAUGUGGUCUUCACCAUAUCGGGGCACGACGAAAGCGCGUCAUGCUCUAUGGCGAGGCAAAUAUACAUUUUUUCCUCGCUCUGCUGGGGGUAAUGGCAGCAGGUUCUGCAUGUGCUGUUAUUCCACCUUCAUCUGUGCACCACAUCGCAUUCUAUCUGCGACAAAUGGAGGCGGAAUUUAUUCUUUGCGGUCCCAAUGACAUACCGCGAGCGCGCGACGCCGCUCAUCAAGUGGGAAUUCCUCCGGAGCAUAUUUUUGUCGUGGAUAGAUCGGCGUCCGAUAUCGGCUCGACCAAUGAGCAAAAGGUACGGCAUUGGAGCUGGCUUUUGAACAUCCCUGGAGGGAGCGAGUACGUCUGGCCACGUCUUGGGGAGGAGAGCAAAGAGGCCGAAGCGAUAUUGUUAUGUACAUCAGGAACAACAGGGAACCCUAAGCUGGCUGUUCGGACACACCAUAACCUCAUCGCCAAUGUGGAGUCUCUGCUAUACAAUCGCAGCCGCCAUUUGAAAGAUUCGAAAGAUAUAUUCUGCGCUUUCAAGUUCUAUGGGGCAGGGUUCAUCACACACGCAAUGCUAUUGCCGCUUAAAGCGCGAUCCAGGACCAUUUUUAUGCCCAAGUUCGAUUUGCAUAUUUGGCUUCGCGCAGUACUCCAAUUUCGUCCUACCUUGUUGAUGAUUCCAAAGCACGUGUUGAAUGAACUGAUGAUGUACAAGGACGAAGAUAAGCCUGAUCUGUCUAGCGUGAAAUUUGUUGUCACUGGGGCAGCAACAAUCUCUUCGACAUUGCGCAAGGCUUGGGCUGAGAAAUAUGGACAUCCUCUCUUCUCCGUACUAGGAAUGACCGAACUUGGAUUCGUCACUGGGGAGGAAUUUGACGUACCUCUAACAAGUGAUACCGUCGGGAAGCUAUUACCUAACGUUCAGGCAAAAAUCGUUGAUAGCAAUGGUCAAUCUCUUAAGCCUGGUCAGCAGGGAGAGCUGUGGUAUUUGUAUCCUGGAAUCAUGAAAUGCUAUUGCAACGAACCUGAGAAGACGGCCCUCACCGUAACAGAGGAUGGCUGGCUAAAGUCCGGCGAUAUCUGCUCUGUUGAUAAAGAGGGCUAUUUGUACGUUGUUGGACGAUAUAAGGACAUGUUCAAAUUGAACGGGUCGGACAUCUCUGGUGCGCAAAUAGAAGGAGGCCUUAUACUUCAUCCGGAUGUGAAGGAGGCUAGUGUCGUUCCUGUCACACUUCCCGGUGAAGAAGAACCAGCACCCUACGGGUUCAUCGUGAAAAAGCCCGGAUCCAAUCUUACCGUCGACGAGUUUGUGCAGUGGAUGGCACAGGAGCUGACUGCAAACAUGAAGUUGUACGGCGGUGUCUCGUUUAUCAACGCACUUCCUUUAUCUACUUCUGGAAAUUCGAAGACGGAUCAGCAAGCUUUGAAACAAAUGGCACAGGAGGCAGUUGAUUCUCGAUAA